Molecule: messenger RNA, 1195 nt
Organism: Theobroma cacao (cacao)
Lineage: Eukaryota; Viridiplantae; Streptophyta; Magnoliopsida; Malvales; Malvaceae
Product: GDSL esterase/lipase At2g30310-like
Molecular function (GO): hydrolase activity, acting on ester bonds
Source: RefSeq, a predicted model, not a curated record
UAUUAUGCUUUCAAGAAGAAUGUGGCCUCACUCAGCCCCAUUAAGCCCACACCACAGCCAAAAUUCCCUGCCAUUAUCAUCUUUGGUGAUUCGACUGUGGAUACAGGCAAUAACAACUACAUCAGCACAUUGUUCAAGGCUAACAAACCUCCGUAUGGGAAAAACUUUCCAGGCCACAUUCCAACAGGGAGGUUUUCGGAUGGUUUACUUGUUCCUGACUUUGUGGCCUCCUUUCUGGGAAUCAAAGAGGCUGUACCUCCUUUCCUGGAACCAAAGCUAUCAGAAGAUGAACUCUGCACAGGUGUUAGCUUUGCCUCUGCUGGAUCAGGAUACGAUGAUUUGACUACUAAGUUAUCCAAUGUUAUCCCAGUUUCAAAGCAAAUUCAACUCUUCAAGAGUUACAUAGUGAAGCUCAAGGGAAUUGUAGGAGAAAAGGAGGUCAAGAACAUCACUGGUGAGGCUCUAGUGAUAGUCAGUGCAGGAUCUAAUGACCUUGUUUUCAAUUUCUUCGAUAUACCAACAAGACGAUACGAGUUCAACAUUAGCGGGUACCAACAUUUUUUGCUGCAAAGGCUAGAAAACUUUGUCAAGGAAUUGUAUCAUCUGGGAUGCCGAAAAAUGGUUGUAGCUGGUCUACCUCCAAUUGGUUGCCUACCGAUUCAAAUGACAGCCAAGUUUGAGAAUCCAAAAGAUAGAAAAUGCUUGGAGGAUCAGAACUCGAUUGCGCAAUCUUACAACAAGAAGCUUGCAAAGCUGUUGCCUCAAAUACAAGCAAUGCGACCUAGGAGCAAAAUAGUCUAUGCAGACGUUUACGAGUCAUUGAUUGACAUGAUAAAUCAUCCUCGACGAUAUGGAUUUGCAGAAACAAAGCUAGGUUGCUGUGGCACCGGACUCCUGGAGGCUUCCUUCCUGUGUAACCCGACGACUCCAAUUUGUGGAAAGCCUUCAGAGUACUUGUUUUGGGAUAGUGUUCAUCCCACCCAAGAAGCCUACAGAUACCUUGCCAAAUACCUUGAGAAGGAAGUUGUUCCUCAGUUCUUGGAUGACCAUGGCCAUAGCUUCACUGAAUCUGAUACAAGUGAACAACUUCUAGCUUAAUUUAUUUGCAUUGCCUACCUUUUCCGGGUUUCAGGAAACAAAUUCAUAACAGUUAUAAAUUUUUAUGUAGAAUAAGUAUGAGAGUUAACUGUCAUCG